Messenger RNA from Oncorhynchus keta (chum salmon), 2583 nucleotides. Its product is annotated as EF-hand calcium-binding domain-containing protein 9-like. Gene Ontology annotation, cellular component: sperm principal piece; cytoplasm. The transcript has 3 exons. Bases 1145 to 1429 code for a protein of 94 amino acids. The record is from RefSeq and is a predicted model, not a curated record. Gene Ontology annotation, biological process: flagellated sperm motility. Gene Ontology annotation, molecular function: calcium ion sensor activity. NCBI's taxonomy places the organism in Eukaryota, Metazoa, Chordata, Actinopteri, Salmoniformes, Salmonidae.
AACAUGUAUAGUAUAAUCACUCAUACUGUACAGAACUGUGAGGGUUCUAGUUCUCAUCAACAUGUAUAGUAUAAUCAUUCAUACUGUGCAGUACUGUGAGGGUUCUCGUUCUCUCUCUCUCCUGCAUUUAUUCACACAUUCCCAUCAACAUCACAUCUCAUGUCUUCUCUGGUGAUGUAUCUUCUGGGAUGUCUAAUCCAACCCUGCCACUCUUUUUUCCCCACCAACCUGUCUUCCUUGAUCCAAGUUUCCAAACUAAAUCAUUCCCGAAGCUGUCCUUUUUUGUCUGUUUGGUAACGAGACUAAAAACAGGACACUUGGGUCGUCUUUCAGCUGAAAUUGCAUUCACCUGUGUUUAGAAUGAUUCAAUAUUCUGCUGAUUUUCUUUUUAUUUCAAUCUGGUUACUGCAGAAAUGCACAACAUUUGCCAUCAUUCUGUUUUGAAUGUGUUUAACAAUUUUAUAAACAGUGUGUUAGCGUUUGAAAACGUGCUGCAAAAAUAUAAUUUAGCAGGUGGUGGAGUAUGAAUGAGAAAAGAGUUGAUGGAUUUUGGAGAAUGUGGUCAUUGAUGCAUUUUGUGUGAAAGCAAUGAAAAAUGAUUCCCAGUUUGGUUCACAUACACUUCUGUUUCGCUGACUGUGUGAAGAGUUUUGACAACGUGACUUCAGUUUUGACCAACGCAUGUUAGCAAUUGGAAACAACUGUAAAUGAUCUGGACUUUGACAGUGUCUACCAUCGUCUCUCCCUGCGCAACGCCUAAACACCGUCAGAUUACUUCAGACUACUGGAUGUCCUCAACAGGAACACUUUGAAUGGUAGAUUGUGGAUUUAUGUCUAAGUAUUCCCAAGUUCAUUCGUGUACUUAGAAGUGUGUGGGUAAUGUGGAGGCAGUAACCUGACAGAACAGCAUUGGUGAAAAGGUAGAUAGGUUUGUCAGUGUAGUCAUAGACAUCCAGGCCAUUUGUGUCCUCCUGUACGUGUCUGGGUGUAGCUCAUGUUGGUUUUUAAAACAUUUUCCCGCAAACUUCCUUAAAGAUCAGUGUCGGAAGCAGCAAACAGUAGUCUAUUUUCCCAUGUCUCUUCUUCUUGCAGACAUCCAGUUCUACCACUUCAUGCACCAUGUGACACCAUGUGACAGGAGAUCAUGAUGACCUUUGACCUGCUAGACUGGAACACCAGUGGAGAGAUCGGCUCAGUUCUACAUGCUGGUCUGCAUCCUGCUCUGCAGCGACACCACAUGGAGAAGAACAUCCUCUUCCGUCACUCCAGGCUGGUGUUUGAGUUGCUGGACAUUGAUGGAGGUCGCACCAUCAGCCCCGCCGAGUUCCAGGCCUCUGGCUUCCUGUUCAACCUCAAGCGACAUGCCCUCGAUAAGAUCUUCUACGAGCUCAAUGUCUCCAGAGACGAGGUGCGGCCCCACCUGCCCUGAAUGACAGGCUGCCACCGAUCGCCUGUAUGGACAUGCAGGAGAGGAGCCCAAGAAGAUGCAGAAGUAAGGAUUUAGUCUGAGAAGUCUAUCUCCCUUUUAGGUUACAGUACCAUGCUAUGCAGCUGAAUCUACUCCUAAUCCUCAAAAUAUUUCCCUUUCAGUUCCAGGACUCUCAUUGGGUGAUCCUAUGAGGUUUAUUGCUACCAUGAGUCUCUUUCAGGUUCCUAUAACUCCUCUGUGCCUCUGACUAUGUUGUGGCCAGGUAUUUCUGGAUGACUCUGGGCAGACAAAAACAAAGUAGCUUCUAAGAAGCUGUAGUCUCACUAACCUUUCACUCCGAUACCACUCUUGUCAGACUCUCUGGUCCUUCACAUACACACCCACUCAGAAUGAAGUGUGCUGCCUGACACAGAGGUAUGACAUCAUCCACACUUUCAUCAGAGAGAGCGAAAAUAACAAAUAUUAUGAUGUAAUGCAAGUAUAUAUCUCUGCCCAUUGGAGGAUCGACAGUUUGAUGCGCCAUAGUGAACGUCUGUCAGGAGCUUUCAAGGGGCAGUCCUGUUAUAUCUCUUAUAGAGUGCAUUCGGAAAGUAUUCAGUCCCCUUAACUUUUUCCACAUUUUGUGACAUUACAGCCUUAUUCUAAAAUGUCCAUAUAAAAAAAAUCCCCAGCAAUCUAUACACAAUAACCCAUAAUGACAAAGUGAAAACAAGUUUUAAGAAAUGUUUGCAAAUGUAUGAAAAAUAAAAAUUAGCAAACAUUUAUAAAAACCUGCUUUUGCUUUGUCAUUAUGGGGUAUUGUGUGUAGAUUGAUGAGGGGAAAAAAACAAAUGAAUCCAUUUUAGAAAAAGGCUGUAAUGUAACAAAACAUGGAAAAAGUCCAGGGCUCUGAAUACUUCCCAAAUGCAGUGUCAACUGGCUCCAGAAACGUUACAUAGGUUCAUAGGAUUGGUUCUGAUAUGUGUCUGGCAUCGUCUCCUGUCUAAACUUAUAGGACAUAUUCUGGGCGUUCUGACAGGUCCUAAGGAGGGGGUCAUGUUGCACCCCCUCAUGUCUUUACCAAGCACAGGCAGGAACCAAAGAUUAUUUAUGACACUAAAACAAGAUUAACAUUUUCAAAGCUGUCUCUUCCCGAGAUAAAAUGUUUCAUCACA